UUGACGUGUCUAAACUCGCUCCUCCUCCAGAUUUUCAGGCAACAGUACGUGGAAAAGGAUGUCUGAGAGAGCAUCACAGAAAAUAUUCAGUGUAUAACAUUUAUUUGAAAAAAAAAAAAGUUCCAUACGUCAAACUUAAAUAGAACAAAUGAAUGCAUCAGGUUGCGUUAUUUGGUAAAUGUCCUUUGAAAAAAAGGCUUUUCCCCCCUCGACCAGGUGAAUUAAAAAAAAAAAAAGGUAUAGGUCUACUGUUUUAUUUACAAUUAGAAAUGGCAUACGAUGAAGCAAUAUACAGAAAAAAAAAUAGCUGGAAAUAAAUAACAAUAAAAUGUACCGUAAUUUGUUCUCAAAAAGACUUGUUAACCCAUUCACUAGCUAAAUUAAUAAAGACACAGACUGUAGGGUAUCUUUUACAUGGGCUUUUAAAUAAAGUAAUUGUUUUGGGAACAAUUCUCAAGCACCUUUGUCUUUUAAUGCAGCGAAACGCCUAGCAGGAGACGGAAAUGACACACAAAUCCGUUGACGUUCUAACCAGAGUGCGACGGGGAUAUCCCGGAGAGAGAACACAUCGUUAGAGUCUCUAGUAAUUUCUUUCAGUGUUGGGGAGCUUUUAUUUUAUUUUAUUUAAACAGCACCGAAACCAGGGUUCUCUCUGCUUCGCUGAGUGCUUGCUGUUUGUUUCUGCUGUUGUUACUGUCAUUUUCCCAGUUUUCUGGGGUUUUUUUGUGCGUGUUGGUGUGCCGGAGCGAGGUUGUGUUGCUCGGGGACUCGGUGGGGUUAGUUAUUAUUAUUUUUUUGUUUUCUUCUCUCGCCGCUGUUGGACUUCACUGAGCAAGGAAAACUGACCAUGGAUUUCAACACUAUCCUGUCCAUGGCGUCUGAAAACCAGGGUCUGAGCAGCUUACCGGCAAAGCGAUACAGCCUGUCGGUGGGACCCCCAAAAAAGGACCCGAAAGUCAAAGGUGUGCAUUCUGCAGCAGUGCAAGCCUUCCUGAAGAAGCAGCAGAAUGAGAACAAAAAAAAAGUGAUAGAAAGCAAGCGAAAGAAGGAGGAGCUGCUUGCCAAGCGAGUGGAGAUGAAGUCUGACCGGAAAGCACGCGCCAUGGCGUCUCGGACCAAGGACAAUUUCAGAGGCUACGACGGUGUCCCCAUUGUGGAGCCAACUAAGAAGAGGCGUUCGAAGCAGGAGAUGGCAGAGGAAAGACAGCGAAAUGCAGAAGGGUGUGAGCGCAACGGGACAGGUGAUGAGGAGGAUUAUUGUGAAUACUCACAAACUGAGUCAGAGUACGAGGAUGAUGAGGAAGAGACGGACAGAAUGACAGCAAGAAUGCCUGACAGAACGGCAGCGCGAGAGCCUGAAAAAGCCUCCAAGAAGCCUAAUGCAGCCAAGCCUGCACCUCCCCCCAUGAACUUUGCAGAACUCCUGAAGCUGGCGCAAAAGAAGCAGUUUGAACCAGUGGAGCUGAAAUCCACAAAGAAGACUGAAGAAAAGCUAAGGACUGCAGAGGAACUGAAGGAGAUGGAGUUCCUGGAGCGAAAGAAUAAGAAAUACAUCCGGGAGACGGGAAGGGAAGGGAAGCCUGAGAGAGACAGCAGGUCCCAGGUUGUCUCCAGCUCUUCAAAGAAGAGUUUGCCAGACAAGGAUGUAAGAAGCAGAAAGUUGCUGUCGUCUAAAAGUUAUGCUGAGAAGCUCCCUCCCAACGACAUGGUGAGCAAGAAACCAAAGCCGCCUUCAUCCAGUGAAAGACCUCACAGUUCUUCUACUGCCAAGCAAUCUCAGGGUGAUAGACACAGACCUGGACUGGUUGGGUCCAGCAAAAGCUCCUCAGGUGCCAGUAUUGUCAAAAACUCUUUAAAACAGAGCUCCAGCUCUCAUUCCUCUGCCAAAGCUUCCUCCCCCAGGCCUUCCUCAAGUGGGGGUCAGAGGUCCUCUACCAGCAGUGACCUUAACCAGAAGAAAGGAAACUUUCCACCUUCUGGAAAGAUGGGUGGUGCUCAUGUGCGACCUGGGAUCAGUUCCAGCUCUGCCUCAGUGCGACCAGGAAGCUCAGGUCAGGGCCGACCAGCAAGUGCUGGUCAGGUCAGACCCACAAGCGCAAAUGGUCCUACAAAAUCAGGAAGCUCAGGGCCUCCGCGACCUGGAAGUGGUGCACAAGCACGACCAGGAAGUAGUGGUCCUGGCCAUCCUGGAAAUGGUAUGCGGGACCGACCUCGGAAUGGUGAGCCAGGGAAACCUGGAAAAAAUCCUCAAGCCCGACCUGGAAGUAGUGGACCAGGGCGACCUGACGGUAAUCCGCAAGGCAGACCUGGAGUUAGUGGCCAAGUGCGACCUGGAAGUUAUCCAAAGGCCCGACCAGGAAGUAGUGGUUCUGGCCAACCUGGAAAUGGUAUGCAGGACCGACCUCGGAAUGGUGAGCCAGGGAGACCUGGAAACAAUCCUCAAGCCCGACCUGGAAGUAGUGGACCAGGCCGACCUGACGGUAAUCCGCAAGGCAGACCUGGAGUUAGUGGCCAAGUGCGACCUGGAAGUUAUCCACAGGCCCGACCAGGAAAUAGUGGUCCUGGCCAACCUGGAAAUGGUAUGCGGGACCGACCUCGGAAUGGUGAGCCAGGGAGACCUGGAAACAAUCCUCAAGCGCGAUCUGGAAGUAGUGGACAAAUGAGACCUGGAGGCGUGGCACCUGGCCGACCUGGAGGCGUGGCACCUGCUCGACCUGGAAGCACUAUGGGCUCUGGCCCAGGGAGGCCCCAAUGCACUGUGGUGUCAGAAACCAUUUCAACCAAGGACUUUGUACCCACCAAUGGGGUUAGGCCACCUAGACCCCAUCCAGGUCACAGGCCCAUGAUGAGGCCUCCAGGUCCCCCACUGCCCCCCAUCACCUCCAGCUACAAACGGAAAUUUGACGAUGAUGAUGAGGACGAGUAUGAUUCUGAAAUGGAGGACUUUAUCGAUGACGAGGGGGGAGAUCAAGAUGAAAUCUCAAAACAUAUCCGGGAAAUCUUUGGAUACGACCGAUCGAAAUAUAAAGAUGAAAGUGACUAUGCCUUGCGUUACAUGGAAAGUAGUUGGAAAGACCAGCAAAAGGAGGAGGCUCGGAGUUUGCGUUUGGGUAUGAAGGAGGAUGAGGAGGAGUUGCGAUUGGAGGAGGAGAUGAAAAAAAAGGCGGCGAUGAAAGCAAAACGAAGGAAACUGUAAAAGGCAGUCAGAAUCCACCCCCACUGACUGCCUGCUGUUACAAUAACUUUUUAUCUGUGGCUAAUCUCUGAGAACUGAAAUCCAAGACCUAAUCAGAUUUACACUAAGGGGCAGAGGAUCACUUCUGCGCUGGUCAAAAGCAACAGAAAAAUAGCCAGCUACAAUCAGGGUUUUCUACAAGCGGCCUACUAGACGUGGCACUGCUUCAUUUCUUAGCUGGAUAGCGGCUGCAUCGCAAUUUCUUUUUGGUACAGAAGAAAAGCUGUAGUGUUCAGAUCAGCAAUCCUUUGUAGUGUUCUUUUUUUAUUAUUGAAAUUCAAACUGAGAAGAAUAUAUUACGAUGCCAUUUAAGAGGAUUUUUUCUUUCCUGGUUUAAAAAAAAAAAAGUGUUGAGUAUCACAGUGGUAAGUUUCAAUUAUUUAGUGAGUUUAUUUUACUGUGUUUAAUAUUCUUGCAAAUCCCCAAAGGCACUACCAGCCUACCAUGCCUACCAUAUAGUAAUAUAUAUCCUCCAUCUUUUCAUAAAAGCGGUACAAAAUCUUGCAGCGGGUGAGACUGAUUGCAAAACCUUCUCUCAUAAUAAAUUAUUAACAAACCAUGCUAAAUAAAACAUCCAUCAAAGCA
This is a messenger RNA of Acipenser ruthenus (sterlet), 3820 nucleotides long. It is a transcript of the gene spty2d1, whose product is annotated as SPT2 chromatin protein domain containing 1. Bases 848 to 3196 code for a protein of 782 amino acids. The record is from RefSeq and is a predicted model, not a curated record. NCBI's taxonomy places the organism in Eukaryota, Metazoa, Chordata, Actinopteri, Acipenseriformes, Acipenseridae. Gene Ontology annotation, molecular function: DNA binding; histone binding. The transcript has 6 exons. Gene Ontology annotation, biological process: nucleosome assembly; regulation of DNA-templated transcription. Gene Ontology annotation, cellular component: nucleolus.